Messenger RNA from Leptopilina boulardi, 777 nucleotides. RefSeq lists its product as uncharacterized. Lineage: Eukaryota; Metazoa; Arthropoda; Insecta; Hymenoptera; Figitidae. The record is from RefSeq and is a predicted model, not a curated record. The transcript is spliced from 3 exons. Bases 116 to 625 code for a protein of 169 amino acids.
UUCGAAAUAAAAUGAGUGUGGAAAACGUUAGAAAAAUUAGAAGUUCAUGUUUGGCAGAGUAAGUUUUACCAAAACUAACUAGAAUUUUGAAUACGUCAACUACUAUUAGUUGAAAAUGACUUUGAUUCAGAAAACUUUGUUAUUAUUUCUUGUCAUCUAUUAUUUUCAUGGAAAUCAUGCAUUGAAGUUACAAGGUUCAGCAGAAUAUUUAAGAGAUGAUCUUAAUUUGCCAAUUGAAUUCAUUGAAAAAAUAGAAAAUGCUUUUAUUCAUGAAUUCAAACAAGCUAUAAAAAGAAAUCAAAUUAAAUUUGAAAUAAAAAGUAAGUAUUGUCAUUUUUCUCAACCCGAAGAAAAGUUUGAAGAAUUUAUUGGAAGGUAUAAAAAGUCUGUUGAACAUACAUGUAGAGUGCAAACAAAGUUAAGAAAAUGGUUCCAUUUUAAAUCGCCUUGUUAUUCCAAUUUAAAAAUGCUUUUUAAGAAAUAUGCUGACAUGUUGAUUUUUCAAGAAUUUUUGACUUGCUCUAACUCUAUAAAAUCCAAUAACAUGGAAAUAAGACCAAAUAAAUUACAAAUGAGAUUGAGGAGAUUAUUUGCAAAAAAGAAUGAAAGAGUGCCAUCAGAGUAAAUCAGAUGUAAUUAUAGUAAUAACGACGCCAAUUUAUGUAAAUAUUACUGCGUUCAGUUGACCUAUGCUGCAUACAGGAUGUAUUUUCCUAUGUAACAUUGUAUGUAACUUGUAAAAGUAAUUAAUAAAAAAAAGUUAUUAAAAAAAACUUA